AUGAUAUACAGGACAUGGGAGAUGGGAGAUGGGACACAGGACACAGGACAUGAGACACAGGACACAGGACAUGGGACAUGGGACACAGGGCACAGGACAUGGGAGAUGGGAGAUGGGAGAUGGGAGAUGGGAGAUGGGAGAUGGGAGAUGGGAGAUGGGAGAUGGGAGAUGGGAGAUGGG
Molecule: messenger RNA, 180 nt
Organism: Dacryopinax primogenitus
Lineage: Eukaryota; Fungi; Basidiomycota; Dacrymycetes; Dacrymycetales; Dacrymycetaceae
Exons: 1
Source: RefSeq, a predicted model, not a curated record